AUGGCCGCUGCCACCGCUGACUACAAGCUCUUCACGCCGCUCAAGCUCGGUGACGACCUCGAGCUCAAGAACCGCAUCGUGUUCGGCCCGCUCAGUCGUGGCCGUGCCAAUGCUGACCGCGUGCCUUCGGAAAACAACGAGAUCUACUACGAGCAGCGCGCGGGUGCUGGUCUGAUCAUCUCUGAAGCCACCGCCAUCUCCGAGCAGGCCUACGGUUGGUACCGUGCUGCAGCCUGCUACAACGACGCCCACGUGGAAGGCUGGAAGCGCGUGACCGAGCGCGUGCACAAGAAGGGUGGCAAGAUCUUCUUGCAAAUGUGGCACAUGGGUCGCCAGAGUCACUCGAGUUUCAACCCGAAGGGCGAGAUCGUGUCGGCGUCGGCGCUGCGUCUUGAACGUGGCCACACGCGUGAUGCGAACUACCAAUCACAGGACUACGAGACUCCAC
Messenger RNA from Phytophthora nicotianae INRA-310, 448 nucleotides. RefSeq lists its product as hypothetical. The transcript has a single exon. Lineage: Eukaryota; Oomycota; Peronosporomycetes; Peronosporales; Peronosporaceae. The annotation marks the transcript as partial. The record is from RefSeq and is a predicted model, not a curated record. Gene Ontology annotation, molecular function: oxidoreductase activity; FMN binding.